This is a messenger RNA of Spirodela intermedia, 6374 nucleotides long. Lineage: Eukaryota; Viridiplantae; Streptophyta; Magnoliopsida; Alismatales; Araceae. The record is from the annotation of a GenBank genome assembly.
AUGGACAUGGAGAUAGAGGCAGCCUCGUCUACGUUUUCCUCGACGUCGACGUCACCGUCGAAGCGCCUUGGCAUCAAGCAUACCACACAGACUAAUUUCGGAGACGACUACGUGUUCCAGAUUGCCUCGAGGUACGGCGACGAGGUCUCGGUCCCUUCCCUGCUUUCUCUCUGAAGGAUAGAGUACGUUGGGGGAGUGGACUAAGAGAGAGAUUUAAUCUGGAGAGAAAUUGUGGAUUAGAUUUUUUGCGCAGAAGACGAAUGUAGUGGGCAUUUAAUUGUUCCUUACGAACUGUUGGGUUUUUGGGAUUGUGUCUCCGCCUUUUUAUUUCUUCUUCAUUUGCGUUUCUAUUUCUCUAUUUUUAUCCUAUAAAAUUUCAUUUCGAUUGAUUAAAUUUAGAAUUUACUAUUGGUUUUUCAAUCAAUCUAUAAUCCCUUGUCUAUGUUGGAUGUAAGCCAGGAGAUUUCGUCCUUGGCAGUAUCUCUUUCUUCAAAUGCAAUCAAGCUUUACUCUCCAGCAACAGGACAGUAUUUCGGAGAGUGCAGAGGACACAGUGGAACCAUUAAUGAGGUUUCAUUCUCGAUCCCUUCCUCAGCACAUACACUAUGUUCUUGCUCUUCUGAUGGCACGAUAAGGGCUUGGGAUACCAGGUCUUUUAAGCAGGUACUAUUGUGUUCGCCUAUUUCUUCAGCUUUCCUUCGUUGACUAAGCAUUCCUAAUUGCUUGUUGUCUUCAAAAUGAAAACAUUAUUUUAAGCACUGGAGUUGCUUUGCAUGUGUAUUGUCUUCCUUUUAUUUAAAAGAGUUGCUGGGGCAAAUAGUUUUGCAAAAAGUUAGCCAAUGAUUAUCUAUGUGCUUUGGAAAAAAAAGUGUGUUUAAGCUAACUAAUUUUCAGAUAUGCUUACUGAGCCAGGUCGCAUCAAUAAAUAUUAUUUUUGACUAAGAAUUGAACUGGUAAGUUAUGUUGGCUGAAAAUCUUAGCAGUAUUGUCGGCCAUUGCUUUCAGUUAUCAACUAGAAGGCAGUGAAUACUUCAUAAACGAAUCACAUGAAAAAAAAAUGAAGCUGAUUGAGACGAGGGGCUAUCACGGGAUUAUAUGAUAGAUCUAUAAUGGUUUGGUUCACUUCAGAUCUACUCCACUCUACAAGCCGCCAAUGAUACUUGUAUAGGCUAUGCAACCUGUAGGUUUGCUUGCCUAAGGUGUUUUUACCAAACCUUCAUAACAUCAGGUAAGUCUUGUUAACAGCAGGCCUUGCUAGCCAUUGUAACACAAGGACCGAGAAAAAAAACAAUCGAUGGUUUGCAAAACUUUCUAGAAAGUUCGGAGGAAUGAUUUAAUCGCAUUGUAAGCUUUAUUGGCUUUGAGCAGCGAUUGAACAUGCCGAAAAUGGUUGAUCUUCUGCAUUCUCAGAUUUAUGUUGUAAAUGUAAUAUAUCAAUACAUGUUGGUGGAUUGGCAACACAUUUGUUCAUGUUUCUAUGAGAUCUUCUGUACCCCUUUUGCUAACUUUUUGAAAUUCUCGACCCCAUGGUCUAUACAGUUUUUGGAUUGAAUCUCUUCACAUAAAGUUCAUUUUUUCCGCUCUUGGGCCAAUAAUUUUCGGUUGCAAGAUUUCAUCUUAUUUACUGCAUUUUAACUUUCUAAAACUUGAACUUCUUGGCCUAAAAAAUGAUGCAUAAAAUCAAUAUGAAAUAAUAUAAAAUUGUGAAGUGUGGUAUUGUUAUUGGUAAAAUCAAUUUGUUAGACUUAAUAAAUACCACUAAUUCUGUGAGGCUUAUGCAAGGACCAUAAGCUGUCAUUUUUAUUGCAUUCUCUUCCUGUCUCUGUCUAAUUAAGUUGGAUGUAUUAGAUCUCCUUACUGAGGGCUGGCUCCAACAAAGAAGUAUACAGUUUUGCUGUUGGUGGAUCAACCGGUAACCUUCUUGCAGCUGGUUGUAAUGAACAGGUAUAAAUUGUUAAGAUAGUCUUUGUCUUUUCUUGUUGUAAGUUGCACAAGGCUUGCAAAGUUUUUUAUUGUUUACAUCCUGAUAACUUUGUGUCUAUCUGCUAAAAUCUCACGACCAUUUUAUCUCCUUUACAACAUCAUCAGCACCGUUACUUUAUCUCUAAAAAAAUAUUUAUUCUUAUGCUUAGAUUCUGUUGUCAAUGACUGUGGUUGAUUUUCAUAAGUUUAUUACUUUCGUCACUCUGUACUAAUGUACAACUUUAGUCUUUUGGCUAUGCCAUUGAGUUCAAUAUCCGUGAACCUGUUAUAAAUCUCUUGGACUCUAUGUGGCUAUUGAUUGCGGUUUUGUUCUUGUUUACUUGAUGUAGAUUCAAUUUUGGGACUGGAGAAGUGGAAAGCUGCUAUCUUGUCUGGAGGAAUCCCAUGUGGAUGAUGUCACACAGGUCCGUUUUUCAUACUUUGCUGUUAUAUUAUUUUUCGACUUUAGUGUCGAGUUGCAAGCUUUAUCGAAAAUAUUGCUGCUAAAGAUACUUCAGGAUACAAUUCACAGAAUGUGGUUGCUGACCUCUGUGUUUCAAGUGAAAAAAACAAAACAUCGAAUAUAAUGACUAACUGACUAAUUAAUCAUGCAUCAGAUUGCUGACUAGCAAAAGGAAAAAAAGUAGAACACAAGUGAUAGAUAUUAUUUGUCUUGAAGUACAGGAACAAAUCUACCGUGCAUGGAAUCAUCAGGGGAACCUUGUUGUGCUUAUAUUCACCGCUGGACUUACAUUCGUGACACUUUCCAGAUUGUUUUUCAGGAAGUGGGAUACUUCUUCAGAUUCAUCCAUUUCAAUUUUUGUCUCUAUGCUUUUCAUGGAUUUUCUGCACAUGUUAGACUCACCCAUCGUUACUUAUACUUUACAUUUUUAGUGUAAUAAAUUCACGGCAUGAUUCGUCUUCACUUGUAACUCUAUUGCCUUGAAGGAUUUUUUUGUAUUUAUGUUCCUGUCCUUCAUCUACGAUGCAAACAAGAUAUAUGCUGACGGUCUCAUACUGCAAAUUCUUGUUAUUGAUCUCGUGUAAUAUGAUGCUGUUUGUGUCAUUACUCGUUUGAAGGUGAUUUUCAACAGAAAUGUUGAAUGAGCACACAAUUUGCAUUUUCGUUGCGGAUUUAUAACAUGCUUCAAUGCCUCUACUGGGUUUGAACUAUUCCUUAUAUCUCCUGAUUUUAGGUACGCUUUGUCCCAGAUCAAUCAAAUAAGCUUAUCUCAUCAUCUGUUGAUGGACUGCUGUGCCUGUUUGACACUGAGGGACAUAUUGAUGAUGAUGACCACUUAGAAUCGGUAUGAAGUCCAAAAGAGUUUUUUUCUUAAAAUUCUUUGCUUCCAUUUACUUGAUGGUGAUAUAGAACUGUGCAUAAGUCAGAGGUUCGUAAUAUAAACUGUUGCCGUUCUGGAAAGUUUGCAUUUACCCUUUGCUACUUAUUUCACAUGCCCGCGAUGCAUUGGAAUUAUAACCGUGUUUAUGUGCGGAUGUACUUUGAACACGGGCGCACAAAACUUUCUUUUUCAGUCGAAGAUGCGGUGAGGGCUAUUUUAUAUUUAUGUUAAAUUAACUUACUCUCUGAAAAAAUUAAUAAACUUACAAUCUUUAAAAAAUGUUUUUCCCAAUGGAUAAGCUUGCUUUUUUUAUUAGUCUACAACAUAAACGUACCCCACCCUUGUAGCUUCUGAAGUUCUUCAGGAUUGUGAAAAUCUUCUUAAUUAUUAAUGAAUCUAACUAAUGAGGUCAUAUGAGAGCACGACAACUGAUGAGCAAAGAAAAUUCCAGAAGCUUGCAAAUUGAGCCUGUUGCAAACAAAUUCUGGAUUCUGGCUCAAACCUAGUCACCGGACUUCAUGAAUAUAUUUUCUACAAUCGACUGUACUCUUUUUUUCGCUUUUGUUUUCCGAUGAAAGCAUAUUUGGUUGAUCAUUUGUCUUGGUCUUUAAAUGAAAAAUUCUUCUAUACUGGUUCUGUCAAGCUUUUAUCUUUCAUUGCCAUUCAUAUUUUUUCGCUUCAAGGUUCUUGAAAACCAACUCUACGUCUAUUGUUUCUACUAAUUUGCUCUUUGUUCCCAGAAAAUUUUGGGCCAUCUAAUCUUAACUUGUAUUGACAUUAUUUUGCAGGUUAUGAAUGUGGGAACUUCAAUAAGCAAAAUUGGGUUCUUCUGUCAAAAUCAGAAGCUUUGGUGUCUAACACAUAUCGAAACAUUAAGGUAUGAACUGAUGCUCCUGUCCUGUAUUCCUGCAUAGUACCGUUGGAAAACCCACUUAUUUUAUGGUUCUUAAAAAAACUUUUCCUACAAAUUCAAUUCUGUGUUUAUCUUUUCUUCCAUAUUUUUGUUAAUAAAUUUGAAUGUAGUUAUCCAUUUCUCUUAGUUGAUUCUUUUUUCUGGGGGUUGGGGGGAGGGUAGGGUGGCAUUUUUGGUGUGGCUGUGUACACUUAUUGGUGAAAGAGAAAUGUGUUUCAUAGCUGUUGAUUGGUGAUUUUUGACGUCAUCCAUACGUCAGAGGAAGUUACAAGUAACUAUACAACUUAUUUAUGGUUUAAAAAUAUAUUUCAUGGUGUCAAGGCAUAUAAAUUUCUGCAAAAAUCGUUUGAAAAAAAUUCGAAAUCAUAGAGCUGAUGAUGAUCAUUAGGAAGAAAAUUUCCUUUAUCUAUGAUCUAAGUUUCCCAUAUUUUCACCUUUUUUGGGAAAUUAAUUUUAAUAACUAUUAAUUUCAAAUUCUGUACAACGACUCGUGCAUUAAGCUAAUAAACAGGAUUUUUAUCUUUUUUUUUUUUGGAAGAAGGGGGGGGGUGAGGGGGGAUUGUGGUUGACUUCUUGUGAAACGGGAUAGAGCCAUUUUGGCACUAGGUUUGGCUUUGGACCAACUUGGGAGUUACCAGAAAUGGUCAAUCCUAGCAUUCACAGUAUAUUACUCUCUGAAGAGUGAUAACAGGACUGUUCUUUUCCCUGGAAUAAGUACUGACUCUCGCUGUGGAUUAUAGCAUUCAUUUAUAUUAUAUGGCUGGCAAGCCUCACUGUGAAAGUGAAGAGAACUUUGUACUCAUCUAUCUUCUUUUUGUAUCCUUAAUACCACGAGUAUCUACGUGCAUGCACACAUGUUUGGAAGGAGUUUCAUGUGAACAUGAAGACUGAACACCUCCUCCCUGAUUUUAUACAUGUUUUCUUUUUUCCUUUAUUUUAUGUUUUUGAGGAUUCAAUGAGCAUUCUCCUUUCUAAUUCUGUAUUUAUUGAAAGUUUUUUUCUUCUUCUCAUUGACGUGUUCUUUAUUGGCACCCAUUUAUGUAAAAUUGACUGCAUAAAAUUUUAAUGAUCUACAGUACUUGGGAUUGGAAGGAUGCGAGACAAGAGGUUGGUCUCGAGAAUGCUCGUACGCUAGCAUCAGAGGGCUGGAAUUUAGAUAAUGUACAGCUUUCUAUCAGCAGAAGCAUGAUCUUUUAUCUUCAAUAGAUACAUUUACUUACCAUUUUGCAUGUUCUUUCAAAAAUGGCUUCAAUUGGACUAUUUGUCGAACAAACAACAGCCACAUAGAUUAUCUUCCAGGAACUGAUUAUCCGCCGUUAAAUUGGAAGCCCCCACCACCAAUCCCCCAUCUCCUGCCUCUCUCUGGUAUUGCUCUUUUUCUUCUUUUUUUCCCUUCUCUCUUUUUCCUGAUCAACUUCAUGAUCUGUUGUAUCAACAACCGUCAUAUCAGAUAUCCCCGAUUGGAUUUCAGGUGGUGAUUCUAUCCAUUUGGAUUUGGUGGAUCUCGUUCUCGUUGAAUGGGCUCUUGCAGACAGCUCAAGGCCCAAACUUUCUGCAGCCAGAGGAAGAAAAAAUUGACCUCUGCCUCCACCCUUUUCUGUCCCCUUCUUAAAAAGCCCCGAUCAAACGUAGUGCGUCGCAGCCCAACUCCUGUAUUCUUUUCUCAUUGGCUUCAUUCUACUUCAUUGUGGAAUCCCAUCGCCGCCUAAUUUUUUUUUCUUGAGAAAACAAACGUCAACCAAUGUUGCCCAGAUUGACCAUAUCUCAUAUCAUAUCAUCUUGUGCUCUGGCAGAUCGACUACUUUGUGGAUUGCUUCUCGGGAGCCAACGAUGGUCUGUGGAUGAUUGGGGCGACCAAUGCGGGGACCUUGGGCUACUUCCCGGUAGGUCUUGAAGGAUCAGGGGCGAUUGGCCCCGCAGAAGCAAUUCUCGAAGGAGGGCAUUCGGGGGUUGUGAGGACGAUUCUUCCCGCAUCGAGCGCCCACGGCAGCAUCUCCCGCAGCAAGGGCAUCUUCGGCUGGAGCGGCGGCGAAGAUGGCCGCCUCUGUUGCUGGCUCUCGGACGGGACUUCAGAGGCCAAACGCUCGUGGAUCUCGAAUGCGUUGGUGGCGAGGCCCCAGAAGGCUCAGAAGAACAACCGGCAUCACCCCUACUGA